Messenger RNA from Marmota monax (woodchuck), 2340 nucleotides. RefSeq names its product ethanolamine kinase 2 (gene Etnk2). Gene Ontology annotation, cellular component: cytoplasm. Gene Ontology annotation, molecular function: ethanolamine kinase activity. Lineage: Eukaryota; Metazoa; Chordata; Mammalia; Rodentia; Sciuridae. Gene Ontology annotation, biological process: phosphatidylethanolamine biosynthetic process. The transcript is spliced from 8 exons. The record is from RefSeq and is a predicted model, not a curated record. Bases 147 to 1307 code for a protein of 386 amino acids.
CCGAGAGCCGGCGAUCGAAGCGGGCAGCUGGCUCCUGAGUCAUGGACUUCCCCUGGCCCCUCCUCUACCACUCCCACUCCCUCGCCGGGCCCCCCCGCAGGGGCUAGCGCUCGCGCGGCGGCUCCGAGGGGGUGGGGCUGCUGGGAAUGGCUGUGCCCCCUUCGGCUCCUCUGCCGUGCUCGCCCUUUUACCUGCGGAGGCAGGCGCCUUGCCCGCAGUGCUCAUGGGGCAUGGAGGAGAAGGCAGCGGCCAGCGCGGGUUGCCGGGAGCCGCCGGGCCCCCCGAGGGCCGCCGCUGUCCCGUGCUUCAGCGUCUGGGUGGACCAGGACGACAUCCUCCCGGGCGCCCUGCGCCUCAUCCAGGAGCUGCGGCCGCAUUGGAAGCCGGAGCAAGUUCAGACCAAGCGCUUCACUGAUGGCAUCACCAACAAGCUGGUGGCCUGCUACGUGGAGGAGGACAUGCAGGACUGCGUGCUGGUCCGGGUGUACGGGGAGCGCACAGAGCUGCUGGUAGACCGAGAGAAUGAGGUCAGGAACUUCCAGCUGCUGCGAGCACAUGGCUGUGCUCCCAAACUCUACUGUACCUUUCAGAAUGGGCUGUGCUACGAGUACAUGCAGGGCGUGGCCCUGGGGCCUGAGCACAUCCAAGAUCCCCGGCUCUUCAGGUUAAUUGCCUUAGAAAUGGCAAAGAUUCACACCAUCCACGCCAAUGGCAGCCUGCCCAAGCCAACCCUGUGGCACAAGAUGCACAGUUAUUUCACGCUGGUGAAGAAUGAGAUCCACCCCAGCCUCUCUGCAGAUGUCCCUAAGUUGGAGGUGUUGGAAUGGGAGCUGGCCUGGCUGAAGGAGCACUUGUCCCAGCUGGAUUCCCCGGUGGUGUUCUGUCACAAUGACCUGCUCUGCAAGAACAUCAUCUAUGAUAGUGCCAAAGGUCACGUGCGGUUCAUCGACUACGAGUACACGGGCUACAACUACCAGGCCUUUGACAUUGGCAACCACUUCAACGAGUUUGCAGGUGUGAAUGAGGUCGACUACAGCAGGUACCCGUCGCGGGAGACCCAGCUGCAGUGGCUGCUCUACUACCUGCAGGCACAGAAGGGGACAGCUGUGACCCCCAGGGAGGUGGAGCGGCUCUAUGUGCAAGUCAACAAAUUUGCCCUGGCAUCUCACUUCUUGUGGGCUCUCUGGGCCCUCAUCCAGAACCAGUACUCCACCAUCAACUUUGAUUUCCUCAGGUACGCAGUGAUCCGAUUCAACCAGUACUUCAAGGUGAAGCCUCAAGUGUCAGCCUUGGAGAUGCCAAAGUGACAGUCUCCCUAUUCCUCCCCUGCCCAUCUGCCUGGCCAGACCUGUUCUCCAGGGCUUGGUUCUGCUCUGGGGUCUGCACCCUUGGACAAGGUGGGAGAGGGGCCAGGUGGGUGUCCAGGAAGAAGGCCACCAGUGGAUGCCACUGAAGACCCCAUUCUCCUGUUUUGAGGGGCUGAUAGGACCCAACUGUGGGGGUCCCCUUCACCUCGCCAGGCUGGGGAGGAAGUGCCUGCACACAGCCAGGACCUGGACCGGAACCACCCUGGGAAGCACACCGUUCCCAGCCCUAGGCCUGCUGGUAUUGGGGCUGCCUUAGAUGUUCUUUGACCCUUCCUGGCGGGGGGAAGGGAGGGCUCCUUUCUACCUCCAGCGCCCUGGCCAGUCCCCCUGCAUGCCCCGCAUGGGAGGUGCUGAGCCCCAAACCGGCAGCAUGCCAAUCUGGCAGAAGGAUGUACCUGUCUUGGGGGUGGAGGGGUGGUCCGCCAGCAGCUGCCUCCUGAAAACCCCCUCCCUUUCUCCACACUGAUUCCCUCCAUCACCCUCCUGAGCCUCAGCUCUCUGUCCCUCUGCAGCCUGCUAGGAGAGGAGAGGAAGCCGGUCACCAGCCCUGGGUCUCAAAGCCUGGCUCUGCUUUGUGCUGUGGCCUGGCCCAAGGGGACCAGGCCAAGGGUGGGGUGGCAGGAAUCAGAAGCAGCCUCCUGCCUUGCUCCCUCCCGUACCCUCCAGGCCUCCCUUCCAAGGAUCUGUCUCUCCACCUCUACCUUCUGUCCUAAAGUCGGCUCCAGGUCUUCCCACCUGGGAGUGACAGGUGGGAAUCAAGGAGCGGAGGGCCAGGGACCUCCCGGCUGGGCAUUUCUGAGCCUGCCCAGACCAGACCUUGAAAGGUGCUGACUGAGCUGGGUGUCCUUGACACUCAACAGCUCCCACCUCCCUCUGUCCUCACAGCUCUGGGGACCCUCCAGGCUCUGGGCUCAUAUAGUGACUCAUUUGUAAAUUAUCGUGGUUUUUCUGCAUUAAAAUGCUCAUUUCUGGA